GACGUGACGGACGCUCUUAUUCAGUGGUUGCCGGCUUCCACGUGGAGGCAAACCCUCUUGCUCGUGUGUGCAGUUUCUCUUUGUUUUGAUGUAUCGCGUGUGAUCGACGUACAAGUGAUUCUUCGGUGUGACAGUGAAAACAGAAGACGGUUAUAUCGCGGCGCGGCCUUUCAGUUCCCGUUUCGGUUCCGUCGCGUUUCCGUUUACUUUCGUUUCCGUGUUCGGUUCGCGCGUUACCGUUUACCCUUUCGAUUUCGCGUUUCGCACGUAAAAGGUUCCGUUGCGCCUAAUCCGGCGAACGCACUCGAGUGAGCACACAACAGUGGCGCGAGAAGCGGCGCGCUUCGUUCGUGACAGUCGAGAACAGAUCGCGAGGGUGUUUUACCGGUCAGGAUAUUUUUUUUUGGAUUACCUGAAGCCAAGCUGAGGAAGGAGGGGCUGGCUCGCGGGACCGGCGCACGAAUUUCGAAAUUUGAAAAAAAGCCGGCAGCACCCCGUCGACCAUAGAAGCCGGGAAAGACGAAGAAGCCCGGUCCCCUCGUUCCGCCGGGGCGAACGACGGAUUCCUCCAUCCAAAACCACUGACGAUGAGCUAGCGACACGAUGCGGAGGAUGAAGCAGCUAGUGCUGCUCGCCUGGCCAUGGUUGUGGCUGUGGCUGUUCGCGGCCACAGCGGGUACCCCGUCUUCCGACGCGUUCGCGUCGACGACCUUCUCCUCGUCGUCUGGCUCUGGCAGCGUCAGCAGCAGCAACACCGGAGCCAGCAGCUCCGUGACCAAACCGUUCAGCCAGCUGAUCCCGACGUCGACGUUCUCCUCGGUGACCGAGGAGCUCUCUAUCCCGUCCGACCACCGAGACUUCCGGUUCACCCGGCCGCUCUACAAUGUCUCGAUCCCGGAGAACUCGCUCGGGAAGACGUACGUGGUACCCGAGGAGCGGAUGGGCAUCCGGCUCGCGUCCCCGGACGAGAGCCUGGACGUCAGGUUCCGUAUAAUGAGCGGCGACCGGGACAAGUACUUCAAGGCCGAGGAGCGCACCGUCGGCGACUUUUGUUUCCUAUUGAUUCGGACUCGAACCGGGAACGUGGACGUGUUGAACCGCGAGCGGAAGGACCGCUAUGUGCUCGAAGUGCGCGCCACCGCGACCCUAACCGGCAACGGUAAGAACAACAGGCCCGGCGACGUCCUCGAGGCGAACACGACCGUCGUCGUGACCAUCCUGGACACGAACGACCUGAACCCGCUGUUCUAUCCGACCGAGUACGAGACGACCAUCACCGAGGACACGCCCCUGCACCGCAACAUACUCAGGGUAAUCGCCGAGGACGCCGAUCUCGGGAGGAACGGCGAGAUUUAUUAUAGCUUCGCCGAAGAGACCGAUCAGUUCGCCGUUCACCCGGUCAGUGGGGUAAUAACGCUCACCAGGCCGCUCAGGUACUCCCAAAAGCCGAUCCACAAGCUGGUGGUACUAGCGAAGGACCGUGGGCCAGUGAUCCGCAGCACGAGCCGGCCGAGCACGGCCAAGGUGACGAUCAGAGUGCGUCAGGUGAACCUGCACGGACCGGAGAUCUACGUGCACCAUUUGCCGGACAUCGUGGAACAUUCGAACGCCGACAUUUACGCGAUCGUUCGCGUGGUAGACCAGGACGAGGGCGUGCACGGUGAGAUCGCGAGCUUGGAGAUAGUGGGUGGCGAUCCGGCGGGUCACUUCAGGGUGCGGCCGGCCAGCGGCGGGCACCCCGGCGAGUACAACAUCGAGCUGCUGCACCUGCUGGACCGCGAGACGGCGGUGCAAGGGUACAACCUGACGCUGAAAGCGACGGACCGGGGCGUGCCGCAACGUUCCAGCUACAAAUUCGUGCCUGUCCACCUGGCGGACAUGAACGACAACGCGCCGGUGUUCAGCCGCGAGAUCUACGAGGUGAAGGUGCCGGAGACCGCGCCGGUGAACACGCCGGUGAUAAGGCUGAAGGUGACGGACGCGGACGAGGGCAGGAACGCGCUGGUGUUCCUGCAGAUCGUGGGCGGCAACGAGGGCGGCGAGUUCUACGUGAACGCCGAGACCGGGAUGCUCUACACCGCGAUGAGCCUGGACGCCGAGAAGAAGGCGUUCUACACGCUGACGGUGUCCGCCGUUGACCAAGGGAACGCCGGCAUGAGGAAGCAGUCGUCGGCGAAGGUGAAGAUCAACGUGGUGGACACGAACGACAACGAUCCGACGUUCGAGCAGUCGUCGAGGGAGGUGUCGAUCGACGAGAACGAGCCGGCCGGCGCCUCCGUCGUCAAGAUCACCGCGAAGGACCGGGACUCCGGCGAGAACGCUUACAUCUCGUACAGCAUCGACAACAUCCGGAAGGUGCCGUUCGAGAUCGACCAUUUCUCCGGCGUGGUGAGGACCAAGCAGGUGCUCGACUACGAGACCAUGAAGAGGGAGUACCUGCUGCACGUGCGGGUCAGCGACUGGGGCCUGCCGUAUCGCCGGCAAGCGGAGAUGCAGCUGCGCGUGAAGCUGCGGGACGUGAACGACAACCGGCCGCAGUUCGAGAGGAUCGAUUGCACCGGGCACGUGCCGCGGUACCUGCCCAUCGGCACGGAAGUGAUCGUGGUGUCGGCGAUCGACUUCGACGCGGAGAACAUCAUCGGCUAUCGCAUCGUCUCCGGGAGCGAGGACGGCUGCUUCGCCCUGGACUCCGCCAGCGGCGUCCUGUCCGUCACCUGCGACCUCACCGACGUCAAGUCCACCGACAGGAUCGUGAACGUCACCGCCACCGACGGCACCCACUUCGCCGACGUGAACCCCGUGCACCUGCACCUGGUGAACGCGAAGAGGAACCUCGGCUCGCAGGGCAGGAUCCUGUCGGAGCAGGCCGGCGCGUUCGAGUGCCGCGACACGGGCGUCGCCAGGAGGCUGACGGAAGCCAUGGCCUCCGCCGAGAGGAACAACAUUCCGUCGGAGGACGACAAGUACACCCUGACGCCCAGCAGAUACGGCGAGAACAUGCACACGCCGGAGUUCGUCGACUUCCCCAGCGAGAUUAAGGUGAACGAGUCCGCGAAGGUGGGGACGACGCUGGUCAGGCUGCAGGCCAGGGACAAGGACCUGGACUACAACGGGAAGCUGGUGUUCUGCAUCUCCAGCGGGGACAGGGACUCGGUGUUCGGCGUGGACCCGGACACCGGUGAUCUGAACGUGAUCGGCUACCUGGACCGGGAACGGGAGAGCGAGUACUUCUUGAACAUCAGCGUGUACGACCUGGGCAAGCCGCAGAAGUCCACCUCGAAGAUGCUACCAGUUACUAUUUUGGACGUGAACGACAACGCGCCGAAGUUCGAGAAGUCCCUAGCCAGCUUCCAGAUCUCGGAGACCGCGUUGAACGGGACGAACGUGUGGCGAGCGAACGCCACCGACGCCGACCUUGGGGAAAACGCGCGGGUCACCUAUUCGUUGGUCACGGAGACCAACGAUUUCCGCGUGGACCCUAUCACCGGCGUGCUGACCAUCUUCGGCAGGCUGGACAGGGAGCGGCAGGAGAUCUACGAGCUGAGGAUCCGGGCGCAAGACAACGGCGGCAAAGGGACCGACAUGCCGCCGCUGUAUUCCGACGCGUUGGUCAGGGUGACCGUCGACGAUAUCAACGACAACGCGCCGACGUUCGCGCUGACCAGCUACACCGUGAAGAUCCGCGAGGACGUGCCGGUUUGGACGGUGGUAGCUGUCGUCGACGCAACCGAUCCGGACGAGGGACCCGGCGGCGACAUCGAGUACUUCCUGUCCGAUGCCAUGGAGAGCGAGGGCUACUUCAAGGUCGACAGCAUGUCCGGCACUAUCAGGACCACGCAGAGCCUCGACUUCGAAGAGCGUCAGGUGCACACGCUGACGAUCGUCGCGAAGGAUCGCGGGGAACCGAUCUUGACCAGCGAGACGAUGGUCAUCAUCGAGGUCGUAGACGUGAAUGAGAACUUGCAUCCGCCGGUUUUUGAGGACUUCGUCGUGUCCGCGAGUGUUUUCGAGAACCAACCUAUCGGCACCCUGGUGGCCACUGUGCGCGCCAAGGACGCCGAUCAUCUGGGAGGAGACUCCAGGAUUGGAUACAGCAUCCGGGGCGGCGAUGGCAUCGGGAUCUUCAGCAUCGACAACAAAGGCAAUAUCAGAACCAGAGCCGUGCUCGACGUCGAGUCGAAAAGAGGAUACUGGCUGACUGUGUUCGCACAGGACCAUGGUGUGGUGCCAUUGAGCUCCAGUCUACAGCCGAAUUCUGUGCAGGUGUACGUGGAGGUUCUGGACGAGAACGACAACAUACCGUUGACGGAGGUGCCGGUCUACUAUCCCUCGGUACCGGAGAACUCGCCGGCAGGCGUGAACGUUCUGCGGAUACGGGCGUUCGAUCGCGACGUCUCGCCCCAACAAUUCACGUUUUCGAUCACCAGCGGCAAUCCGGAGGGUUAUUUUCUCAUCAACUCCACCACCGGUCUGAUCACGACCAGCGGCAGGAAGCUCGACAGGGAGAACCAGGCCGAGCACGUUCUCGAGGUGACAGUGAGGGACGACGGGAGGCCGUCGCUGGCGUCGACAACGCGCGUGGUGAUCGCCGUGGCUGACAUAAACGAUCAUGGGCCCGAGUUCGAACAAAAAUUCUACACCGUACAGAUCCCGGCUUCUCCGUCGACCGACAAACCCCUGUUCCAGAAAUCGAGGAACCGCUCGCGGGAGUACGACCUUUCGAUCGAUACGUUACUAGAGAAUGGAACUUGGGAGACAUUUAGCCCCGACACCUUGUCAGGAGAUCGUAUCUUCAGGGUUCUCGCGAACGACAAAGACAUCGGCGACAAUGGAAAAAUCCAGUACAGCAUCAAGGGCGGCAGGAGCAAGGGCAAGUUCAGGAUCCACCCGACCACGGGGAUGGUUUACUCGCAGCGAGGCUUCGAAGCCGGCCAGGAAUUCGAGAUGCUGAUAAGGGCGGCCGACAGCGGCGAACCGCAGCGGAGUCAUCAAACACGGGUAUCCGUGCAAGUUGUCGAGAUACCGAAGGAAUCCGAGAACUCGCCAGUCUUCAGGACGAACAAUCAAAGCGUCGAGGUCACGGAGAGCGACGAGGUCGGUUUCCUGGUCGCUCUGGUGCAAGCCACCGACAAGGAUGGAGAUUCCCUGUGGUACGAUAUCGUCGACGGGGACAAGCGGGACGAGUUCUUCAUCGGCCGGGACAACGGGAACGUGCUGCUGGCGAAGAAGCUCGACUGGGAGACGCAGAACUUCUACAAUCUCACGAUCAGCGUGACGGAUAACGUGCACACGGCACUGACGCAGCUGCUGGUCACGGUGAUCGAUAUCAACGAUCACAAGCCGGAGUUCACGGAGGCCACGUACCGCGUCGACAUCUCGGAGAACGUGGAGAAGGGCGAGAGGAUACUGCAGCUGCACGCGACCGACGAGGACGAGGACAAGAAGGUGUUCUACAGCCUGCACGCGGCCCAGAACCAGGCCUCCCUCGAGAUCUUCCACGUGGACACGGUGACCGGCGCGGUGACCUUGAACGAGCUGCUCGACCGGGAGACCAUGGAGGAGCACGUGCUGACGGUGAUGGUGAAGGACCAGGGGACGCCGGCCAAGAGGAACUACGCCAGAGUGAUAAUAACCGUGCACGAUCACAACGACCACGCUCCGGAGUUCAUCAGCGAGAUCAUCCAAGGAAAGGUGUUCGAGACCUCGCCCGUGGGCGCCGCAGUCGUCCAGGUCUACGCCAUCGACAGAGACAGAGGCGACAACGCCAAGAUCGCCUACUCCAUCACCUCCGGGAACGUCGGCAACAUGUUCUCCAUAGAUCCCGAAUUAGGCACCAUCAGGGUCGCUCGGGAACUCGAUCUGAGCGUCUCCUCGGAGUACAUUCUACUCGUGAAAGCCACCGACCAUGGUUCUCCGGCGAUGUCGAACACCGUGCCGGUACACGUGAUGAUCACCAUGGCGGACAACGCGCCGCCCAGAUUCAUCCAGAGAGAACUCUCCGCGGAGAUCUACGAGAACCAACAGAUGGGGACCUACGUGAAGCACGUGGAGGCCAGGAGCACGUCCUCCUUGCAGUUCGAGAUCGUCGACGGGAACAAGGACGACACGUUCUUCGUGAACCCUAGCACAGGCAUAAUAGUGAUCAAGAACGACCUGGACUACGAGAAGAAGAAGUUCUACAACUUGACCAUCGCUGCCACGAACAUGGCGGACGCGAGGGCCACCUGCAACGUGAUCGUCCACGUCCUCGACAGGAACGACAACGCGCCCAGGUUCCUCCAGGCCACCUACAGCGGAGAGAUCAGCGAAGGAGCAAGCAUCGAGUCGCUGGUUCUGACCAACACCAGCACGCCUCUGGUGAUAAAGGCGGAAGACGCGGACUCCGAGCUGAACGCUCUAUUGAACUACGAUAUCGUCGAGGAUCUGCCGAGGAAGUACUUCCGUAUCGACUCCAGCACCGGAGCCAUUAGGACGGUGAUGCUGCUGGACCACGAGAGCAUUCCCAAGUUCACGUUCCACGUGAAGGUGUCCGAUCUAGGGAAGCCGAAGCUGUAUUCCGAGACCACCGCCAAGGUGCUGAUCGUGGUCACCGAUGUCAACGAUUGUCCCCCGGAAUUCAUCGAGAACGAAUACAAUACCACCCUGCUGCUGCCCACGUACAAGAACGUCGCUGUCGUCAAGGUCGGAGCCAUCGAUCCCGACAGUUCCGAGGGUAUACCGCUGAGGUACGACAUCAUCGACGGGAACAAGGGACGCACUUUCGACAUAGACGGUCAGACCGGCGUCAUCACGGUUUAUAACCCGGAACGCAUGAAGAAAAGUUACCUCCUGCGGGUCCGUGUCUCCGACGGGAAGUACUCGAGCGUCGCCCAGGUGAACGUGAUGGUCGAGAAGUCCGAGAACUCCGGCCUGGUGUUCCAGAAGGACGUCUACGAGGGAACGAUACCGGAGAACUCGACGAGGAUCACGACCAUCGCGGUCGUGAACGUCCUCGGCAGCGCGCUGAACGAGCACAUUGUCUUCAGUAUACUGAACCCGACGGACAUGUUUGUAAUUGGAUCGACGUCCGGCGCGAUUCGCACCACCGGCAUUAGAUUCGACCGUGAAGUUUGCGACCAUUACGAGCUGAUCGUGGAAGCGAAGAGCCAGAUGCCGGACAGGGAGAAGCCCAGGGUGGCCCAUGUGAUCGUUAACGUCACCAUACAGGACAUCAACGACAACUGCCCGAUGUUCGUCAAUCUACCUUAUUACGCGGUCGUCUCCGUCGACGCUCAAAAGGGCGACGUCAUUACCAAGGUGCACGCGGUGGACAUGGACAGCGGCGACAACGGCGAGGUCCGCUACGAGCUGAAGAAGGGCCACGGGGAGCUGUUCAAGGUGUGCCGGAAGACGGGCGAGAUCUCGCUGAAGCAGAACCUGGAGGGUCACAAUCGGGAGUAUCAACUGACGAUCGCUGCGUACGACGGCGGCAUCACGCCCUGCUCGAUCGAUGUGCCCGUGAACGUGAAGGUGAUAGAUCGCUCGAUGCCCGUGUUCGACAAGCAAUUUUACACGGACAGCGUGCUGGAGAGCAUCGAGGUGCACUCGCCGCUCGCUUUGUCCAUACAGGCUCAGUCGCCUCUGAAUCGGAAACUCAUAUACAGCAUCGCGAAGCGCAACGAUUUCGAGGAAUUCGCCCUGAACUUCAAUACAGCCCCCGACAGUAACAAUGGUCCUUGUGUAAUCUCUGUGGUGGAUGAGCUGGAUUAUGAACAGAAGAAACAGUACGAGCUGACGGUGCGCGCCACCGACAGCGUGUCCGGCGUCUACGCCGAGGUGCUCGUCAGCAUCCUCGUGCAGGAUGUCAACGAUUGCCCGCCCGAGUUCACGCAGGAUUCCUACAACAUCUCCGUCUCGGAGGCUGCGGCGUUCGGCACCUCUGUGCUGAGGGUCAGGGCCAGGGACAACGACACCGGUAUAAACCAGCAAGUGCGUUACGCGAUCCAAAACGACACGGAGAACAGCACGGACCUGUUCCACAUCGACCCGGAGGAGGGUGUAAUAUACCAGAAGAGAUCGUUGGACCACGAGGCGCACGAGUCCCACCACUUCACGGUGAUCGCGAUCGAUCGCGGCGUGCCCAGCCUCUCGAGCACCGCUCACGUUUGGGUGACUGUCAUCGACAUGAACGACAACCCGCCCAAGUUCGAGCAGCCGUCGUACACGUGUUCCCUGUCGGAGCACGCGGAACGGGGUCAGUUCGUGACGGUGGUGUCCGCCAGCGAUCCAGAUUACGUCGACGAGAAGCUUACGUACACGAUCGUGGGCGGGAACGAGCAGCAGACCUACAACAUCGAUCAGUCGACCGGCAUCAUUUCUCUGAUCAAUAUGCAGAACUUCGGCGAGAAGAAGCUCAGCGUGUUGAACGUGUCCGUCACCGACAACGUCUACACAAGCUUCACGCGCGUCAAGAUCGAGAUACUGCCCGCGAACAGGCACAACCCGAAGUUCCCGAACCCGGUCGUCGAGGUCACGGUUUUCGAGAACCAGCUGCCGGGCCGUUUGGUCAUCAGCGUGAUCGCCACCGACGACGAUUUCGGCGAUUACGGCAGCAUCACGUACGCCAUACCGUCCGACAUGAUGAAGGAGAUCUUCGACAUCAACAGGCUGACCGGCGAGAUCGUCACAAGGAAGAAGCUGGAUCGAGAACAGCAGAAGCUCUACGAGAUACCGGUGAUGGCCACCGACGGCGGCGGCAGGUCGGGUUUCGUCAUGGUCAAAGUCAAGGUCGGGGACGAGAACGACAACUCGCCGGUCUUCCUGCUGAGAGAGUACAAGGCCAGCAUCCACGGUAACUUGAGCUUGAACACUCCGUUCCUCAAGGUCAGGGCGCAAGACGCCGACGAGGACGACGCCGCCAGGAUCGUGUACUCGAUCUACGAGCCGCAGACUUCCGAGGCGAAGGCUCUCUUCGGCAUCAACCCUAACACCGGGGCCCUCUUCUUACAGAAGAGUGCUGUACCAUGGGAGAAUCAAUUGUUCGAGCUGUUCAUCCGCGCGGAGGACAGAGGGACCACGGUGCACCACGCGGACGUCCCUCUGAGCAUCUACAUCAUGGGCCACGAGGACGUGCCGCCUCUGUUCGAGCGCAAAGAGGACAAGUUCUUCAUCCCCGAGGCGUCGGCCGUCGGCACCGCCAUCACCAGGCUAAAAACCGUGACGAAUAACACGGUGACUUACAGAAUCGUUUCCGGGGACGAGGACUCGCCGCUUUUUACGAUCGACUCGCACGGCCAGAUCACUCUGGCAAAACCGCUCGACCGGGAAUUGAAAGAUAGGCAUCUGAUCGGCGUCCUUGCUGAAACCGACUCGAGCCCGCCGCUGACCGCCCUCGCCGAGAUAUCACUGCAGGUGCUGGACGAGAACGAUCACGCCCCGCGAUUCGAGAGCAACCCGUACAGCAUCAGUUUGGCGGAAAACAUAGAGGAGGGAACGUCGAUCCUGAAAAUUAUUGCGCACGACGACGAUUUAGGGAGCAACGGGGAGGUUCGUUACUCGUUCGGCUCCGAUAUCGGCGAGCUGGCGAACGUGUUCACGGUCGAUGCCUACACCGGAUGGAUAUCGACCCUGGUCCAGCUCGACAGAGAGAAGCAACCCGAGUAUAAGUUCCAGGUGGUGGCAAUGGACAACGGAAGUCCGAAGCACUUCGCCAGAACGUCGGUGCACGUGAAGCUGAAGGACUACAACGACAAUGCUCCGGCGUUCGUGGACGAUAGUUACGAGGCGACGGUGAACGAGGACGCUCUGCCGGGGACGGUGGUGGUCAAGUUGGUGACGGUCGACAAGGACUCGGACGUGAACACGCCGAUCGAGUUCUACAUAACUUCCGGGGACCUUAGAUCGCAGUUCCAGAUACGAUCGACGGGCGAGGUUUACGUGGCGAAAGCGCUGGACCGAGAGACGUUGGAUCGUUACGAGUUAGCGAUCGUUGGCACGGACGGCAAAUACGUGUUCAAGACGAGAGUGACCGUCCAGGUGCUGGACGUGAACGACAACCCUCCGUACUGCCUGAGAUAUCGCUACAGAGAGGUGUUGUCCGAGGGCUCGCAUCCCGGCACCUACGUUCUGACCGUGUUAGCGACCGAUUACGACGACGAACCGAACGCGAAGCUGCGUUUCUAUCUGACCGGCGACAAGAACGACAAGUUCUCCCUGGACAAGGAGACGGGCGUGCUGAAGACCAUCGGCCAGCUCGACCGGGAGACCCAGGCGAAGUACUCGCUGACCGCCCACGUGCAGGACAGGGACAAGCCGUCGUGGGAAUGCUCGUCCCAGCUGGAGAUCCUGAUCUCCGAUCUGAACGACAACGCGCCGAAGUUCACGAUGCGCGCGUACAGUGCCACGCUGCCGGAGGACGUCGAGGUGGGCACCUUGGUGACCAAGGUGCACGCCACGGACGACGAUAUCGGCAUCAAUCGCAAGAUCAGGUACGAGUUCGUCGACUCCGCCGACGGACACUUCCUGAUCGCGCCCGACAGCGGCAUCGUCACCCUGGGCAAGCCCCUCGACAGGGAGACCAAAGCGAUGUACAACGUGACCAUCCAGGCUCUGGAUCAGGGCACGCCUCAGCUGAUCAACGUGACCACGCUGAUCGUCAACGUGCAGGACAUCAACGACAAUCCGCCCGAAUUCGCCUCGAAGGUCUACUCGUCGAAAGUGCCCGAGAUUUACGCGGUCGGGACCGAGGUUGCCAGGGUGCUGGCCACCUCGAAGGACACCGGCGUGAACGCGGACGUCUACUACUCGAUCGUCGGCGGAAACGAGCACAAGAAGUUCCAGAUCGAUACUAGAACCGGGGUGAUCACUAUCGUCGAACAGCUGGAUUACGAGCGCGCCAGGGACUACUUUUUGACCAUCCAGGCUGUGGACGGAGGGCUGCCGCCGCUGAGCAAUCACGCCACCGUGAACAUCACCGUGAUCGACAGCAACGACAACGCGCCGAUCUUCAGCGAGGUUUCUUACAGGGCUGCUAUCAGGGAGGACGCGAAGAUCGGGGACAAAGUUACCAAGGUGUACGCGAACGAUUUGGACAGCGAGGAGAACGGGAACGUCUCGUACUAUAUCGAACGGGGCGACAGGCAGAAGCAAUUCGCGAUCGAACAGAAAACGGGGCAGAUUAUCGUCGCCGCGCCUCUGGAUCGCGAAGAAGUCUCGAACUACGUGUUGGAAGUCCACGCCCGCGACAGUGGCAUCCCGAUGUUGUCCAGCUUCGUGAUGGUGAACAUCGAGGUUCUGGACGCGAACGAUAAUCCGCCCAUGUUCUCGCUGUCGAAUUACACGGCGGUGGUGCAGGAGGACAAGCCGUUGGGCCACACGGUGAUGCAUUUCGUGGUCACGGACGCGGAUAUCGAGCCGAACGCCAGCCCGUACACCUUCGACUUCCGUUCCGGGAACGAGGGCGACGCGUUCCGCUUGGAGCAAGACGGCACGCUCCGCACCGCGACCAAGUUCAACAGCCGCGUGAAAGACAAAUACGUGUUGCACAUACGAGUCUUCGACAACGGGAGCCCGCCGCUCUACUCGGACGCGUGGGUGGUGAUCAAAGUGAUCGAAGAGUCGCAGUACCCGCCGGUGAUCACGCCGUUGGAGGUCGUCGUCAAUUCCUACAUGGACGAGUACCCGGGCGGGCUGAUCGGCCGAGUCCACGCGACCGAUCAGGAUCAAUACGACACGCUGCAGUACAGCCUGGUGCCGUCGUCCCCUAUACCGAACGACCUCUUCCGGAUCAACAAGAUGAACGGCUCCUUGGUGGCUCUGCCUCGCCUGGACGUCGGCGAGUACAGAGUGAACGUGAGCGUGACCGACGGGAAAUUCCACUCGUACUCCGUGGUGAAGGUGUUGGUGGACCUGAUAACGGACAAGAUGUUGGAGAACGCGGUGAUCGUGCGAUUCAGAGAGGUCAGCCCGGAGGACUUUGUCCUCAGCCACCGGAAGGGCUUCCUCAGGACCGUGCGUCACGCCAUGUCCUGCAGGCCGAAGGACAUUAUUAUCAUCAGCGUGCAGGCGUCCUCGGACGAGACGAAUCUGAUCAAGUCGAGAGCCAUCCGGCAAGUUGUGCACAACGACCUGGACCUCUUGUUCGCGGUGAAGAAGCCUGCCAACAGCCUGGGAGCUCCAGGGUUCUUUCCUUCGGAGAGCAUCCGCGAGGCUCUGAACCAGCGAAUCAAGGAACUCGAAGACUCGACGAAGCUGGUGGUCGAGGAGAUCGUCAGAUUCAAGUGCAGCAAGGGCUACUGCGUCUACGGGGACUGUCAGGACAAGAUCCAGCUCGACAAGGAGAAGAUAACGGCCGUGGCGACGGACGUGAUGAGCUUCGUGUCUCCCAGGCACAAGCACAAAAUGGAGUGCCACUGCAAGGAGGGCUACGACGGCAAUCACUGCGAGAUGAUAGUCAACGAGUGCGCCAGGGUGCCGUGUCCGCUGUUCAAGAUCUGCGUGCCGGAGACCUCCGCCCAAGGCUACUCCUGCCAGUGCCCCGACGGAUUCGCGGGCCAUACCUGCGACAUCGACAUCACCAAGUGCCACGACGAGUCCUGCUACAUUCCGAGGAACUCGAUAUCCUUCAGCGGGAAGAGCUACGCCCGCUACAGAAUCGCCAAGACGCUGAUACGACAGACGAUCGAGGAUCGCCUCAGUCUGUCCCUGAGAAUCAGAACGGUCCAGCUGACCGGGAACCUGAUGUACGCGGCUGGCAAAGUCGAUUACAACGUUCUCGAGGUGGUGAACGGCGUGGUGCAGUACAAGUUCGAUCUGGGAAGCGGCGAGGGUCUGGUCCGCGUGGGCAGCGUGUACGUGAGCGACGGGAAUUGGCACGAGAUCCUACUGGAGAGAGAGAGCAACAGCGCGAGGCUGACGGUGAACGGGAAACACGUGGCGCACGGAUCGGCGCCCGGCAGCAACGACAUAUUGAAUCUACAGUCCGACGAUCUCUACUUGGGCGCCGAGGUCAGGCAACACCCGACGAUCCUGGGAUUCGAGGACGUGCAGCGAGGUUUCGUCGGAUGCAUGGACGACGUCAGGAUCGCCAGGGUGUCCGUGCCGUUGCACAUGAGCGGCGCGAGCGGCGCGAGCAGCGUGGCCGUGCUGAAACGGUUCGCCAACGUCGAGUUCAGCUGCGACGCCGCCACCGUCCUGGUGCCGCCUGGGAUUUGCGGCUCCCAGCCCUGCCAGAACGGCGGCACCUGCAAGGACUCGGGCGGCGACAUUUACGAGUGCCAGUGCCACAGCCGGUUCAAGGGCCUGGCCUGCGAGAUAGACACCGAUCCCUGCGCCUCUUCGCCCUGCCUCUACGGAGGCAGGUGCAAGCCGGUGCCGGAGAGCAACGACUACGCCUGCGAGUGCACCGGGCCCAGCCUCACCGGGAAACGCUGCGAGUUCGGCAGAUACUGCAGCCCGAACCCUUGCACCCACGGCGGCGUUUGCGAGGAGGGCAACACCGGGCCCAUCUGCAAGUGCCAAGGGUUCACGGGCGACCGUUGCGAGAACGACGUGAACGAAUGCGACGCGAACCCCUGCACGAACGGCGGCACCUGCAUCAACGAGAUCGGGAGCUACCGGUGCAUCUGCCCGCCGAACAUGACCGGUUUGAACUGCGGGAACCCGGCCUACUCGACGCCGAUCAUCUCCAGCCACUUCAACAUCACCUGGGAACAGCUGAUGUGGAUCGGCGUGGCGGUGGUGCUGAACCUGUUCCUGAUCAUCCUGUUCGUCGCGUUCAGGAAGAUCCGGAUGAAGCGCACCAGGGCCAGAGCGAACAACAUCAACAACGAGACCAGGAAGCAGAUCGUGCUGAACUCGGCGAGGCCGCACGAGCACGAGUACAAGCGGAGCUCGAAGCUGAGCAACCUCGAAGUCAUACAGAGAGAACCUCCCCAAUGCCCUCCCAGACCCGCCUCCUACACUCCCAGCUCGAACAACGAGCCGGCCGCCUACGGUAACUCGGCGGCCGUCGCUCUGAAUAACUUGGACACCCUGCGCAGCUACGGUAGCGCCGGCGACGAGCUAGAAAACUUCCCGCCAGACUAUUUGAGAAAUCUGAAUCGAACCACCCCGGUACCCCCUCCCUCCCUAACUCUCGCUAACCCGGUCGGCGGAAACGCGACAGGCAGCGACACGGAUAGCCUGCAUAAGCCGACCUGGCAGGAACAGAUGCAACUAGCUUCCUUCAUCACGGACACGACCAAGAUCAAGAAUGACCUGAAACGAGCGAGCCCAGUGGUACCGGAGCUGACCACUGGAGGACUUCUACUAAAUUCUUCUCGACGCGUGCUUCAUGGAGGUGGGACCUCCGUGGCCUCCAUGACGUCCAUCGAGGAUGAUCCUCGUAUUGUCGGUGGGUAUCACUGGGACUGCUCAGACUGGGUUAGGCCAAGUCAAAACCCCCUACCUAACAUCACGGAGGUACCCGGAAGCGAAGUUCCAGACUCGUCCAGCUUCCACAGCAAUGAGAGUAACGAAUCAAACACUCAUCAGCUACCGUCAGUGCACGGCUCUGUAGAUCCGGCAAGGGACAUCGAGACCUUGAACGAGGACCAGGAGUCGGAGUACGUCGGCGACUCGGAAUGCGGUACCGAGUUCUCGGAGCAGUACCACUGCCCGGAGACGCAACGGCUGAACCCGUUGGACAGCGGUGGCGAGGGUGAAUACAAGUACAAGAGUUCCGAGAGCUAUCUCCGUCAUCCGAACUCGUACUUGCCGCACUACAACAUCCACACGGACACGGAGAACGAGACGAACCCUCUGAACGGACGUCUGAGCACCUUGGAAUCGGACGAGGAGGAGGAAGAGGACGACGUAGUGCCUUAUGGUUUCCCGAGCACGCGACGGAACCGAUGCCACAAGGGGGACGAGGCCGACGAGAUCGGCUCGGUGAUCACCACCCUCGAGGAGAGGAACUCGUUGCUGGGCGGCGCGACCAGCAACAGCGACCUCUCCACGAACCUAUGCGAGAUCGACGACUCCGAGUACGAGAUCGCCGAGCAGAAGAGCAACGGCCGCCUAUGGUUGUCGGGGAACGGAAUCACGCAGACCUCGGUGUGACAAACGGCGGUGAUGACACCGUUCCACAGCCAACUGAACGUGAUCGUGUUCUUCUGUGCUUCUUGAGGAAGACUUUGAGUGCGAAUGCUUGUGAAUAUUACGACAAUUUUUGUACAUAAACACACGCACACACACGAACACACACUAACACAAACAUUAUCAGCGUAGAUAGAAUGAGAAGCGAGAGAAAGAGAGAGAGAGAGAGAGAGAGAGAGAGAGAACGAGAGAGAGAGCGUGAGAGAUGCAUGUGUACAGAGGCAGCUACGAUUUAAGGAAGCGGCGGACAGCCUACGCUGUCGGCUGACCUGCAGACCCUGCACCUGUGGUUCGCUUCAGAUUUUCAGAUAAUUUUAGACCGCACCGAAAGUCCUUUUCCGAACGAACAGAUCAGAUUUUUGUUAACGUUUCAUGAUUUUCUUCCUCUUAUUUGAACGCGACGAUCCAUCUUAUUUGAAAACGGGAAAGACUUUUGGGACUUGUACACAUUUGCUGAAGGAAUCCUUGCAUUCGACACGCUUAGUUUGUUCGCGAUAUUUUUCACCCUCGUUACAUUUUUGCGCCUCAAUUUGACACACUUAUCUCUGAUUUUGAAUAAAUACACAGGGAGGUACGAAACGAAGUGAAAAUUGAUAUCGUUGCCGGUUUUGUUUUCGAGGGAAAUCUAAUUAAUGGUUAUGUUAAAUUAUAAUUUUUAAGAAAUGCGACGACGCGAGAAUUAUCGCCAAGACGAAUCUUUUUUUUUUUAGAUGAAAAACGAGCGAAUAAUUUUAGAAUUAGAAAUGUUAUAUUCCUUAUAAUUUCGUUAAAUAUUUACCCGAGAAAUGAGUACGAGGAUUAGCAUCAAGACGAAUAUUUCUUUUAGAUGAGAAACGAAUUUAUAAUUUUCAGACUAUAAGUUUACGUUCCUUAAGAUUUCACCGAAGACUGGAGUCAGGCCGGAUGCAGGAUCUGCUCGUGAGCCAACGACGUACGUUCGCCCCCCUUGCUGGUACAUCGUACCUCAAAUCUCCUAUGUAGGUAGAGCUUAGGUACUGACGUGAGUACUUAAUUCCUCGAAGAAAUUCCAUGGAACGGCGAGACGCGGAAAAAAACGCGAUAUUUCGGGAGCAAAGUCUUCAUUUUCCGCGAAACAGAGUGUUCAGUUUGAUCGUCGGAGGAUCGCGAGGAUCGUCCGGAUCGCUGUUGUUCCGCCGUGGACCAUUCGAAGCAAAAUUCAUUUUGACGCAUGAACGUUUUGUAUUCUACCAAAGGGGAUGAGGUUUUAGCGAAAUGGAUAUAUUAUAUUAUUAUGGCAACUAUGCGCAACUAUUACGGAAUAAGGAGUUAUCUCGAACUUAAGGAUGGAAUUCGUUGCUUGUGCCGAGUAACUGUUAAACACGACCCGCGGCGUCAGACCAAUGACUAUUAUUUAAUGACCUAUCGUUUAAAAAAAAAAGAAAACUGGAGAGACGUUCGAUCCGCGAGACACUACAUAAUUCCAAGCGCGACGAAAAACCGAGAGGGAAAGUGAAUAGAAAAAGAGAGAGCGCAAGAGAGAGAGAAAAUGAUGGAAGAAUGGUACAUAGGUACAUUUCUGUAUUUUUACUAUUUGCUAACCGGACAUUAUUUUGGUUACGUACGAGGUGAACCCGCGACGGACUACUUAAAUAAUUAAUAAACGAUAAGUAAACAGCGUAGUCUAGCGAGUAAAAAUGAAUUAAUUGACUCUAGUGAAAGGGAAAUGAAGAAUUUCAAUGAGAACAGUGCGCGCUCCGCUUCUAGAAGGGGUGCAAGAUUCUAUUAAUCGCGUGCGCCGUAUGCCUGCGUUUAUCUGCGGCGAGCCACGAGAUAGAUUAAGUGGUGAGAAAUGAACAGAGAGAGAAAGAGAGAAAGAGAAAGAGAGAGAGAGAAAAGAAAAACAGAUUAAUGAGAAUAUUUUUACUGUGAUGAUAAUAAUGUUUAUACGAUGAUCAAAUACUAUGACUUGUAUCAUAAUGAUUGUAAUAUUACCUAUCCGACGUUUUAUAAAAAGGGAUGAAACCGAGCAAGAUAUACGGAGGACAGCAUUCCUCCCUCGUAUGUACGUUAAGCUAAGUCAACGUUCCGUUUGUUCAACUUCCGUUACUUUUUCACCCACCCCCACCCACCCCCGCCCCCUCUUCUCUUGUGUCCUUUUUCUUUGUAUUAUUACUAUUAUCAUUAAUAUUAUUACUAUUACUAUUAUUAUUACUACGAUAUUUUUUUAAAUAGUCUCCUUUCUUUUUUUUUUGUUUUUUUUCGUUCACUCGGAAAUUUUGUCCACUUCAUUCAUCCGGUCACCAUCGGUUCUCGACGACGAAACAUAGCCGUAUACAUAUACAUGGUGCUACUACUUACAUCACGCUUUAACAUUUUUCAUCUACUCUCUGAUAAGACUGCUCAGCAAACCACAUUACACCACCGUACACAUCUACACGUCUACAGAAGAGACAGAGACAUACGAUACAUACAUACAUACAUACAUAUACGAUACGUGCGCGCAGCUGCUCAUUAAUCGAUUACUCUCAUAGUUCUCACACGAUUUUAAUCUCAUCCUCCGAAUCUGUCCAUGUUGUUUCUAACGAGAGACGUUUCUUAAAAACUGCCAAUCGUUGAAUGCCAUAUUUAUAAACAAUGCAUUUUUCCAUUGAUUGAUUUGUGUAGCCGACAACACAAAGGAUCAAAGAAAAACUUAUUUCCGUGCCUAAAUGUUCUUUAGAACACUGUGUACUUCCAUGGAGAAUACUUUUUUAAUUAAAGUAAUCUAGCGGCAGCUUACAAAUAUUCGGUGAAGUGUAACGCGAGUUUUUAUAUAUAUAAUACCUAUACAUGUAUACAUAUGUGUUUUCUCUUUUUUAAUUUUCUCUUUUUGUUUCUUGUACGCGUAGUACUUUUCCCGUGAAAAUUCACAACCACUUUCUCUCUUCUUAUGUUCCUGUCCGGCGACGGACGCCAGCCAUUCUUGUUUAAUUAUUGGGUUUUUGCCGCGCACUGUCGCUUCGUUUUCCGAACGAAGUGUUCAUCUUGAAAAUAAGCUUCGCGUUUUAUAUUGUUUCCAAGCUCUAUCCUCCUCCUCCGAACGUGUCGCGAACUUUUUCAUUCGGCUAAGAACAGUAAAGCGUUAAAUUUAGAAAACAUACAGAAAAUUUCAUAGAAAAAAAUUGCACGAAUGCGACAUUGCGAUAGAUAGUAGACACUGCCAAAAAAUGAUGCGAAGGUCAAAAUGGUCGUUGUUAACAAAAUAAAAUGAGAAACGUUCAGGGUACGUUUUGGAAAAAGAAGGAUAGAGCGGCAAAAUGAUAUGAAAUACGUUUAUUUUUCAAGAUAAAAUUUCACCGGAUACAAUAGCGACAGGGGGUGUGCAUUAAAUCGAUAUUUACGCCGCCUGUACGGUGAGAUAAAUGAGUAAAGCCAACGUUAAAAGAAAAACGCGAAAACAGGGUGACACUUCUUCUUUGCGUUCGACCAAGUGGCGUGCAAGAUGAUCAAACAAUUGUUUCGUUAUUUGCGUGAACUCGAAAAAAACAGCUGUGCCUCCACUCUCUGAAAUUUCAGUGCGGAAACGGACAACGCGGAUACAAUUGACCCUAGACAAUUUAUUCUAUAUUAGAAUGAGAAUAAGGACACUGUACAGUUUUAACUUAACAAAUUGUAUCGGGAAGAGAACAUCUAAGCCAAGAGCAGUGAAAGUUUCAGUUUGCGUCGAAGCACAGUGAAUUUCUUUAACCGUUAAGAUUAGGAUUUAUCAUUUAAUUGCGGAUGGAUCGGCCGAUCGGCGGACACCCUUGUCUGUCCUUGCGAACACGAUCCGUUGGCGGAUCUAUCGAGUCGAUCGGUUUUAGAAGCGACAAAACGAUUCGACCGUAAAGAUAAGGGAAAGAACACGCAAUAUUUUGUAGAGCUUCUGAUCGAUUAUAGUGAUAUUGAUUGCGUUUUUGUAAAUGGAACGUUUCCUGCAAGGGUGGUACGGUUACUGAUUUCGAUUCAAGCAAACCGGAAUUGAUCGAAGAAACAUACGACUGUCCAUUAUCAACAUCUUUGUCUUUUUUUCAAACGUAUUUUCGAUUUCCGAGAUAUGCUUGUCGACGAUUCUCGUUUUACGAUUUCUCCAUUCGACUGCAACUCUUACAGACUAACAAAACUGUUCCAUUUCACGUUUCAUUUAAUCACGAACUUGCCAUAAUCGUACAAUCGCGAAAGAUGUUUAGGCGAACGAAACGAGGGAAAAAAAAGGAAACUUUCUGUGGGUACUACUUCCAAAAUUCACCGUAAAAACACUUUAGCCCCGCUAAUAGGAUACAUAUCGAUUUAUCAUGGAAUCUUUCAGACAGUGAGGAACUUGACUUGUUAUAAUUAUAAGGCUAUAAUUAAUUUGUACAAGAUCAACCUAUUGUAAUAAAGAAAACAAUCUUGCCUA
This is a messenger RNA of Megalopta genalis, 19492 nucleotides long. The record is from RefSeq and is a predicted model, not a curated record. Lineage: Eukaryota; Metazoa; Arthropoda; Insecta; Hymenoptera; Halictidae.